GGCUAGGAGAGAAUGUCGGACCAGCAGGAGGAUGAUAGUUUGGCACAAUGGGAAGAGUUUUUCGAACGCAACAAGAAGGAGGGUAAAGAGUACUUCUUGGUGCAGAACUUUUAUUCGAAAGACAAUUUCCAUUUCAGCGAUUCAAAUACGAAGUGCACAGCCAAAGAUGCAAUGCAGUACGUUUCGCUGCUUGACAAGGAGGACUUUUCUUCCGGUGUCACCUUCAGCAACAACAAGUACACGUUCAUAAAGAAGUUUGAGUACAGCUCGAAAGAGAAUCUACCGCUCUACUUCUUUCUCAGCAAGGAAGAGGUCGUCGGAGAUGACAAAGAGCGUGUCAGUUUGAUUGUGAAGUUCAUCACGGAUGAGGUGAUUUUCAUCGGAAAGUGUCUUAAUAGCAAGAAAACGACAGCGAUAAACUUUGUGGGUAAAAACUACAAUUACUAUUAAAAUUUCUGAGUAUUA
Molecule: messenger RNA, 465 nt
Organism: Vavraia culicis subsp. floridensis
Lineage: Eukaryota; Fungi; Microsporidia; Pleistophoridae
Exons: 1
Coding region: 13-450 (145 amino acids)
Source: RefSeq, a predicted model, not a curated record